AUGGAAGGUUAUUUUACACAAAUGCAAAAGAUAGUAGACAAACGUUUAACUAGCUCUAGGAUCCGGUUCAUGUUGCAAGAUGUCAUAGAUUUAAAAAGGAAUGAUUGGUUUCCUAGAAGAAAUGUAAAUAAUCCUAAAACUAUUGAUCAAAUUCACAAGGAUGCUGAAUGUGAAGCACCUGGACAACAACAGAAUCUACAGAACAUGUCCUUCCAAAAAAAAGGAAAAUGAGGAACUUAGAAGAAGUGUCCAAGGAAUCCUUAAUAAACUCACGCCACAGAUGUUUGAAACUCUGUUGACUCAAAUCAAAAAUCUUAACAUCGACACUGAGGAAAAAUUGAGCACGGUCAUUGAUUUAAUAUUUGAGGAAGCUGUGGCCGAGCCAAACUCCAGUGUCCCCUAUGCAAACAUCUGCAAGCAUUUGGCAUUGAUUAAAGUGCCCACUAAGAAUAAGGACUAUGUGAAUUUCCGUAAAGUUCUCUUAACAAAGUGCCAGAAAGAAUUUGAAGAGGGUAGAGGGGAUGAAUUGAAAUACGAGGAAAGGGUUAAGGCUCUGGAAGAAGCUGCUCCAGAAGAAAAUAAAGAGUUAGAGCAGGAAAUGUAUGAUGAAGAUAAGACAAUGAGAUAUAGGCAGCUUGGCAAUACAAGAUUUAUUGGUGAACUCUUUCGCCUUGGAAUGUUAACUGAACCUAUCAUGCAUGAAUGUAUAAAGAGGCUCAUCUCCCAAGGAGAUGAAGUAUCACUUGAGUGUUUGUGUCAAUUGCUGAAAACAAUAGGUAAAGAAUUAGAUGAUCGAAGAGUUAAAGGUUUAAGAGAAAGAAUGAUGGAAAAUUGUUUCUUACAAAUACAAAAGAUAGUAGACAAACGUUUAACUAGCUCUAGGGUCAGGUUCAUGUUACAAGACGUUAUAGAUUUAAAAAGGAAUGAUUGGGUUCUACGGGACAUGUCCUUCCAAAACAGGGUACCUGAUCACCGAGACAGAAGAAAAAAUACUGCUCGAAACAUGGGAACAACAUGGGGGUGGACGUCUUCUACAAAAAGUAGUAAAGGCAGCUAUAGUCUUGUUGAUCCUAAUAAAUUAAAACUGUCCAAGGUAUGUUCAUUUUGUUAAUUGUACAUAAGUUAC
This is a messenger RNA of Parasteatoda tepidariorum (common house spider), 1126 nucleotides long. Lineage: Eukaryota; Metazoa; Arthropoda; Arachnida; Araneae; Theridiidae. The record is from RefSeq and is a predicted model, not a curated record.